ACAUACACUGUCUUGUACGAUUCAGGCGUUUCAGCUGAUUUUAACUUCUUAUACCUGCCGCCUUGUAGUAUCGCCUCAGACACAAGCUUUAGUAUCUAGUAUCCACCACAAUCUGUCAUGGUGUCGUCUUGCCCAUCCGAUAACACCUCAGAAGUGGACCAAUCCAGUUUCUGGAGCUCUGGCAAUCUGAACUGGGACCAACACCGAAUAGGAUGGGCGAUUGCAGGAGGAUGUGCUAUGCUAACAGUUCUUAUUUCAGUGAUUUCAGUCUCGGGGCAUUGUCGAAAUUAUACCAAACCCAGCGAGCAGCGUCAAAUUCUACGGAUCCUGUACAUGCCACCAGUAUAUGCUGUUAUUUCAUUCUUUUCCUACCGAUAUUUCCGGAGUUACACAUACUACUCGCUCAUUGAAGCCGCAUACGAGGCUGUCACGUUAAGUGCAUUUCUACUCCUGCUGAUCGAAUUCGUGGCAGCCACAGCCACAGGUGGUGAUGCCACAAAAGCAAUUGAACGAAAGGAUAAAAGACCGCUACCGAUUCCUUUUUGCUGUUGGAGAUACCGACCAACAAAGCCUUACUUUAUGUAUACCCUCAAGUGGUCAGUUUUACAAUACGUUAUCAUCCGACCAGCCGUAUCUAUCGCUGGUAUCAUCUGUCAAGUAUACAACGUGCUUUGCGAGUCUGGCCCUUAUAGCAUAUAUUAUGCCAAUGUCUAUCUCGAGGCUGCUGAUUUUGCCAGUAUUAGUGUGGCACUCUACGGUCUUUUGCUGUUUUAUGGACUUACCAAGGAGGAACUAGUUGGGCGACGACCAUUAGCCAAAUUUCUCUCCAUCAAGCUCAUCGUGAUGUUCACUUUUUAUCAGUCCUUUGUCUUUAGCGCACUUGAAGGCCGCGUCAUCAAAGCCACCCAAUACUGGACUGCGGCCAAUAUCGCAGAUGGUCUUAAUGCGCUGACCAUUUGCAUUGAGAUGGUUUUCUUCUCAGUAUUGAUGAUGUGGGCAUACACAGUCAAUGAAUAUAAGGUGCCAGGAAACAAGAAGACAAGCAUAUGGCGUCCAUUAUGGGACAGCGUCAAUUACUGGGAUUUUGUUACAGAGAUAGCGGGCUCACUCAAGUUCUUCUUUAACCACGCCCGUGGCGCCUCGUCAACUCACUCAAGUAAGAAGACGGAUUUUGCACAUGCAUUUGGGAUCAAUGGCAGGUCAGUGGCAGAUGGCGGUAGGUCAACCGAGGAAUCAAUAAGGCUAGCUCCAUAUCCCUACAGUGACCCCCACAACGCCGACAGCGCCAGUCCCGUAUUGUCAUAAAUCAGGUCAAAUUAGCGUUACACAUCCAGGACACCUUCGUUAUCUAUACCUGCUAUAGUCUCACUUUACUUGCUUUCUUCUAUAUAUCCACACUCUUUACCCAUGUCUAGCUGUGCUAUUGACCUUUGAUAUGACCGACUACGUGACGCCACAGAACUUGGGCACUGUUGAACACGUCCGCAUGUAUGAUAUUGUACGAUACCGACUUUGUACAGUAAAUUAAUUGGGUCCACAUAUGUAUCUGGUAGAAUGGGAUAUAACAUGCCAGCAUCUUUUCUGCA
Suillus bovinus is the source of this 1586-nucleotide messenger RNA. RefSeq names its product organic solute transporter Ostalpha-domain-containing protein. NCBI's taxonomy places the organism in Eukaryota, Fungi, Basidiomycota, Agaricomycetes, Boletales, Suillaceae. Gene Ontology annotation, biological process: transport. The record is from RefSeq and is a predicted model, not a curated record. Gene Ontology annotation, molecular function: transporter activity. The transcript is spliced from 17 exons. The coding region runs from base 118 to 1305 and encodes 395 amino acids.